Messenger RNA from Drosophila ananassae, 7533 nucleotides. RefSeq names its product fatty acid synthase (gene FASN3). The transcript has 10 exons. The record is from RefSeq and is a predicted model, not a curated record. Lineage: Eukaryota; Metazoa; Arthropoda; Insecta; Diptera; Drosophilidae. Gene Ontology annotation, molecular function: fatty acid synthase activity; 3-oxoacyl-[acyl-carrier-protein] synthase activity; phosphopantetheine binding. Gene Ontology annotation, biological process: fatty acid biosynthetic process. Bases 125 to 7309 code for a protein of 2394 amino acids.
UAGUUGCCAAUUGCUUAGCAAUUCGUUAAUACGCUUUCAAUUUAUUUAAUGUUAACGCCGCAAACAUAUACACCGUUUUAAACAUCAACGACUUUAAAUAAUUAGAAAUUUAACAAAAACUUAAAUGGAGAUGGCAAAAAAUAAGAAAUAUUCCCGGUCUCUGCCAGAAUCAGACGGAGAUGAUAUAGUAAUUUCUGGAAUGGCCGGAAAAUUUCCAAACUGUAGCAACAUAUCGGAAUACGAGUUUAAACUAUAUAACAAGAUAGAUAUGGUUGACGAUGAUGAGCGCAGAUGGCGUCAUUUUAACCCGGAAAUACCAAAACGAUCUGGAAAAAUUAGUGAGCUUGAAAAAUUUGAUGCAACAUUUUUUGGAGUUCAUUUUAAGCAAGCUCAUACAAUGGAUCCCCAAACUCGAAUUUUGAUUGAGACUGCAUAUGAAGCGGUCAUAGAUUCCGGAAUAAACCCAAAAAGUCUUCGGGGAUCAAAAACUGGAGUGUACAUUGGAUCUUGUAUUUCUGAAUCAGAAAAAACAUGGUUUUAUGAAAAAGUUUCAUCUGGUGGAUUUGGAAUAACUGGCUGCAGUCGGGCUAUGAUGGCUAAUAGAAUAUCUUACUGUUUAGGACUCGAGGGACCUUCUUUUCUAUUAGAUACUGCAUGUUCAAGUUCAAUGUACGCGUUGGAUAAUGCCUUUAGUGCACUUCGAAAUGGAGAAAUAGAUGCAGCAAUAAUUGGUGGCUCCAACUUACUUCUUCAUCCAUUUGUGACUCUUCAAUUUGCUCGACUCGGCGUACUUGCUCCAGAUGGGUUUUGUCGUCCAUUCGAUAAAAAUGCAAGUGGCUAUACCAGAUCUGAAACUAUCAAUUGCCUAUUUUUGCAACGAAAACGGGAUGCAAAGCGUGUGUAUGCUAGUGUUGUGUAUUCAAAAACUAAUUGUGAUGGAUAUAAGCCAGAGGGUAUAACGUAUCCAUCUGGGGUAGUCCAAGAAAAGUUGUUGGAAAAUUUCUAUAAAGAGAUCGAACUUACCCCCUCAGAUUUGGGCUAUUUAGAGGCUCACAGUACUGGAACUGUAGUUGGUGAUCCAGAAGAAUGCAAAGCAAUAGACAAUGUAAUUUGUAGCCAAAGACGCGAGCCUUUAUUAAUUGGAUCUGUUAAAUCAAAUAUUGGACAUUCCGAAGCUGCAUCAGGAAUAUGCUCACUUGUUAAAGCUUGCUUUGCAUUUGAAACUGGCAUGAUUGCACCGAAUAUAAAUUUUGCAGAAGUAAAACCAAUUAUUGCACCUCUAGCAGAAGGAAGAUUGCUUGUUGUUAAAGAUAAAACGCCUCUACCAAAGCCAUACAUCGGUAUAAAUUCUUUUGGAUUUGGAGGUGCAAAUGCACAUGCACUUCUGAAAGGUUUUACCAAAUCAAAGACAAAUUUUGGGAUUCCUGAGGAUGAUGUACCUCGACUUCUUACAUGGGCCGGUAGGACAGAAGAUGCAGUGCAUGAAAUUUUUAGCGACAUAGAAAAAAGACCCCUAGAUGCAGAAUUUAUCGGACUACUUCAAAAUAUUCAAGAGGAAGAUGUGGCUGGAAUGGUUUUUCGAGGAUUUUCUGUGUUUGUCAAACAAGGAAAGGAGCCCGCCAAAGCCCUAGUGAGAGAUGUUCAACAUUACACUGGCCUUCAAAGACCUAUCGUGUGGGUUUAUAGCGGAAUGGGUUCCCAAUGGACCCAAAUGGGAAAAUCGCUUAUGAUAAUACCACGAUUUCGGGAAUCAAUUGAAAUAUGUCAUGAAACAUUAUUAUCAAAGAAUAUAAAUCUUAUAGAAAUAUUAACUUCCGAUAACCCAGAAAUAUAUCAGAACAUUUUGCAUUCAUUUGUGGGAAUUGCGGCGGUACAAAUCGGAUUAACUGAUGUUCUACGGUCUUUGCAAUUGGAACCAGAUUUUAUUAUUGGCCAUUCCGUUGGAGAAUUAGGCUGCGCCUAUGCUGACGGAGGGUUGACUCCUCAACAAAUGAUUUUAGCUGCUUACUAUCGUGGCAGAGUAAGUGUAGACAUGGAGAAAAUAAAAGGAUCCAUGGCUGCCGUUGGUAUUGGUUACAAGACUAUUUUACAUAUGCUGCCUGAAUCUAUUGAAGUGGCUUGUCACAACAGUCCAGAUUCUUGUACAAUUUCGGGGCCAAUUGAUGAUGUGAGCAACUUUGUGGCAGAUCUUAAAGCAAAGGGUAUUUUUGCAAAAGAAGUUCCAUGUUCAAAUAUUGCUUAUCAUUCUAAGUACAUAGCAAAAAUGGGCCCUCCGUUACUUCAAUAUAUGAAAGAAAUUAUUCCAAAUCCGAAGAAAAGAAGCUCAAAGUGGCUAAGUACGAGUGUACCGAAAUUAGAAUGGGAGCAUCCUACAAGAAAACUGUGCUCGGCAGAAUAUCAUACUAACAACUUGUUGAACAGUGUUCUUUUUGAGGAAACAUUUUCUUUGCUACCCGAAAAUUCGAUGACUAUUGAAGUAGCACCUCAUGGACUAUUAGGUGCUAUUUUAAAGCGAUCAAUGGCAAAUGGAGUUCACAUUCCACUUACUAAUCGGGGAAAUAAAAACAAUGCCUUGUUUUUCAUGUCAGCGUUGGGCAAAAUAUAUCAAAAUGGAGUCUUAGUACCGGUUGCGAAAUUAUAUAGCCCCAUUGAUUUCCCGGUUUCUCGAAACACACCCAAAAUUAGCUCCCUUAUUCGCUGGGAUCACAGUGAAGAUUGGUUUGUGACCAAAUACGAAAAUAUGAAAACAAAGUCUAGUGGAGAACGCGUAUUUACUGUUAAUUUAGCUAGUGAUAAUGAAGAGUUUAUGAGUGGUCAUGUUAUAGAUGGAAAAAUAUUGGUGCCAGCUACCUGUUAUCUUCAAUAUGUUUGGGAAACAUUUUCAUUAAUGUAUCAUGGCCCUAGUUACAUGGAUGUUCCGGUUGAAUUUGAAGAUGUACGCUUUGUAAGAGCUACAAAUAUGCCAACUAGCGGAGAAGUAGAAUUAAACGUAAUGAUUCACUAUGGCACUGGCCGUUUUGAAAUAACCGAAGCAGGAAGCUUAGUUGUCACUGGAAAUAUUCGAGAGAUAUAUAAUCCUACAAUUCCCGAAGUUUAUCAUUUCCAAAAAGAAUCAAAUUUUCCAAUGAUUUCGAAAAAGGACUUUUAUAAAGAACUAAGAUUGCGCGGAUAUCAUUACAAUGGAGCAUUCAAAGAAGUUUUUAGUGCUCGUUCAGAUGGACUUUUUGGCCAGGUUGAAUGGCAUUACAAUUGGGUUACCUUCAUGGAUGCUAUGCUUCAAAUUCAAAUACUUGGAACAGAUUCACGAACUCUUUUACUGCCAACAAAAAUUAGAAAGCUUAGAAUAAAUGGUGUGCAUCAUUUUGAUUUAAUGACUAAGAUGGAUCCAGAUAACAGAAUUUUUGAUGUGUACGUCGAUCAAAAGUAUGACCGCAUAAUAGCGGGUGGCAUCGAACUUAUUGGACUACAUGCCAGUCCUGUUCAAAGACGAAGGCCCCCCGGGAUUCCCGUUCUUGAAAAAUAUUUAUUUAUACCGUAUGCUUCAUCAGCCCUUUCUAUUGAAAAUGCCACGAGGGUUUGCGUUCAACUUGCUCUUGAGAAUAAUCCAACAUUGAAAAUGAAGAUUGUCGAAGUGGAUACAAAUGGGAAAAAAUCUCUGAUAAAUACUUUUGUAGAAUCUAUUGAAGAUUUACCAGUCAUUACUGGGGAAUAUAUGUUGUUGACUUCACAAAACAUAGAUGAAAUUCCAGGUGUGCACAUUGAAAAUGGAAGGCUUUGUACUCAAUCAAAUUGUCACUUUGUUAUAUGCAGUGGUUUUGAAGGGGAUAAUAAUAGAGAUGUAAUUGAAACUUCUAAAAAAGCAUUAGUUGAUAAUGGCUACUUACUUGUCAGAGAAACCUCUCUGUUUAAUAUGGACACAACAGAAAUAUCAGAUCAGUUCCGACAAAUUACAAUUAUACCAAUUGAUGAAAAUGAUGAAACUUUUGUUUUACUUCAAAAAGUGCCACAAAAAUUACAAAUUCAGCCAAUACUUGUAGAAGUAUCUGAAAAUGAUAAAGCAUUUGAAUGGAUUUCCCAUAUACAGACUGCGCUUACCACAAAAACGCCAGUAAUUGUUUAUUCGUUUAAUGAAAUAUUUAGCGGAGUGUUAGGGUUUGUAAACUGUUUACGAAAAGAACCUGAUGGCAAUUUAGUUCGAUGUGUGUUUAUUAAUGACAUUAAUGCUCCUGCAUUUGAUUUGUCACAUCCUUUAUAUGCGACACAGCUUUCAUUAGGAAUGGCGUUCAAUGUUUUUCACAAUGGUCGUUGGGGCAGCUAUCGACAUCUAUUGUUGCCCAAAUGUGAUAAACGUAUCUCUAGAUUGGAUCAUAUCUAUGGAAACGUCAUUCAACGUGGGGACCUAUCCACUUUACAAUGGCUUGAGGGUCCGCUUAAUCCACAAAACUGCAUUAUUAAAAUUGCAUAUUCUUCGUUAAAUUUUAGAGAUGUUAUGCUUGCUACGGGUCGCUUAGCCGUUGAGUUAUACGGAUCUAGCCGAAUAGAUCAAAACUGUGUUUUAGGAUUUGAGUACUCUGGCAUUAAUAUGGUAACAGGACGUCGAAUAAUGAGCAUGGUCGUUAAAGGAGGAGUAGCUUCAUAUGUGGAAAAGCCUUCAAAACUUAUGUGGGAUAUUCCUAGCCAUUGGUCAUUAAAAGAAGCAGCCACCGUGCCAGUAGUUUAUGUAACUGUCUAUUACGCUUUCUUUAUGAUUGGCGACAUUAGGAAAGCAAAAACAAUACUCAUACAUGCUGGAUCUGGCGGCAUUGGGCUAGCGGCUAUUCGAGUAGCAUUAGCUUAUAACUUGGAAGUUUUUACAACAUGCAGCACACAAAAAAAAAAAAAAUUUUUGUUGGAUACCUUUCCGAAACUUAAAGAGAGUAACAUUGGAAAUUCUCGAGACACAUCGUUUGAAUUUAUGAUUCAUCGUGAGACUGACGGAAAAGGUGUUGAUUAUGUGUUGAAUUCCUUAUCAGAAGAUAAGCUUCUUGCUUCAGUACGUUGUCUGGGAAAGUCCGGCCACUUUUUAGAAAUUGGUAAAUUCGACAUGGCUAAUGACAGCAAGCUUGGAAUGGGCUGCUUUCUAAAAGAAAUAACUUUCCAUGCGGUGCUUGCAGAUAAUCUUUUAACAGCAUCCGAUCAGGACAUUUGGCACUUAAAAAAUAUGAUUGAUUCUGAUAUUUCUCAGGGAAUUAUUGUACCAUUACCAGUUACGGUAUUUCCGGCUCAUGAAAUUGAACAAGCUUUUAGACAUCUCAUCGGAGGUAAACACAUAGGAAAAGUUGUGAUACAAGUUCGUGAAGAUCCGGAAGAUGCUGCAACGCUCCCCGUUUGCGCUAUAAAUCAAAUUUACUUUAAGCCGAGCUUAUCCUAUAUCAUACCAGGAGGCCUAGGCGGCUUCGGCAUGGAAUUAGCUGAUUGGAUGGCAAUCCGUGGGGCCCGUAAAAUUGUUCUUAGUUCCAGUCGAGGAAUAACGAAAGAUUACCAAUCUUACAGAAUUGCGCUUUGGAAUACAUAUGGCUGUGAAGUCCUCAUUAGCACAGAUGAUAUAACUACAAAAGAGGGAUGCCAGCAACUGCUUUCUAGAGCAGCAAAUUUGGGUCCAGUGGGUGGAAUCUUUAACCUUGCAGUUACAUUACGCGAUGGAAUUUUUUCUAAUCAAAGUGCAAAACAAUUUCUUGAUUGCUUUUCUCCUAAAGCUAUAGCAACGAAAUAUCUCGAUGAGCUAUCCCGAGUUUCCUGCCCAGACUUAGAAUAUUUCACCAUAUUUUCAAGCGUUUCAUGUGGUCGAGGAAAUGCUGGCCAAACAAACUAUGGAAUGGCUAACUCUAUAAUGGAGCGUAUAAUCGAACGCCGCCACAAGGACGGAUUACCUGCUAAAGGAAUUCAAUGGGGUGCUGUUGGAGAAGUGGGGUUAGUGGCUGAUAUGGCUGAUGAUAAAAUAGACAUGGAGAUUGGAGGUACGCUUCAGCAAAGAAUUUCAUCCUGCCUUCAAGAACUGGACCGUUUAUUGAGUUCCGAAGAUCCAAUAGUUUCAAGCAUGGUAGUGGCCGAAAAAAGAUCUGGACGUUCUGGCAAUGAAAAUAUUAUUGAUGCUGUUAUGAAUAUCAUGGGCAUCAGAGACUUAAAAUCCGUCUCUUUAGGAACUACAUUAUCAGAAAUGGGUAUGGACUCAUUAAUGGCAGUUGAAAUCAAACAAACUUUAGAACGAGACUUUGAAUUGAUUUUGACACCACAAGAUUUACGUUUGCUCACUUUCCAAAAGCUUCAGGAGUUUGUUGAUGCAAAGAAGAAGGAAAAUACUGAUGGACUUCCAAUGAUUUUUGCAUCUGAAAGCAAGCUUUUAGGAAUGGAUUUACUUAUUCGAAACUUAGGGGAUGAAGCGCACUGUGAUAAAAUUGUGGUUCCCUUAGCUACUCGUGCGACGCUGUCAAAACAAAGUCUUCCUCCCAAUAUUAUUAUACCUGGAUUAGAAGGUACAGCUGGACGAGCAUGGUAUCAAUUAGGGUCUGCUUUACACAGUCGUGCCAUCGUCUUACAACUACAUCAAUUUUCAAACUUACUAACCGUAAACGAUAUAUCCGAAAAGAGUAUUGAACAUAUCAAACAAAUUUUAAUGCCAACAGAACCAUAUUACAUAAUUGGGUAUUCAUAUGGAACACUUGUGGCUUUAAAAAUAGCGCAGUUGCUUGAAACGGCUGGAUUCCGAGGUCAUAUUACGUUGCUGGAUGGAGCCCCUCACUUUCUAAAACGUCUUACAAAUUUGCACUUAGGAGAACAUUUUUCAGAAAACGAUGUUUAUAAUUUGCUUUUUUCUAGUAUUGUCAAUCAAAUAUUUCCCGAUGAAACAAAAGAAUCAGCAGCUCAAAUUUUUCAAAAAAUUGACAAUAUUGAUGAUAAAAUGGCUUUGUUCAUGGAGUAUGUGGAGAAGCAAAAUGUUUAUACCAAAGAGUACUCCAAAACAAUGGUAACAGCUAUGUUUAAUAGAGUUAAAAUGACUUCAAAUUUAGAUUUGGAAAGUUUUGGAAACCUUAAAGCAGAUAUUACCUUAGUCCGUCCAGCAGAAGUCUCCUUACAAGAUGUUGAAGAAGACUAUUGUGUUUCCCUAUUGACGUCUGGUAAAGUCACUCUGAAAGUAAUUGAAGGAAAUCAUACAACGAUGUUAGAUAAUCCAAUUUUAAGCCAAAUAAUAAAUGAUUUUGACCCUUCUCUUCUAGAUGAUAAAAAUUUUGAAGAGUAUAUUCGAAAUGAUAAACCAGUUUCUGUAGUUUAGAUAUACAUAUUUAAACAAUAAUUUAUAUCAAUUAAAUUUCAAAAUAGCUUUGUUUUUUUAAUAUUCAAUAAAUAAAAUAUAUAUAUUUGUUAUAAAAAUGUAUUUAUAUAAAAUAGUGAAUCAUUCUUUAAUUUUUUGCUAACAUAUUUUUUGCACAAUCCCUUCUUAAAAUUGUUUCAUAUUCCUAAAAAUGAAAUCCAUCUUUUAAUAAAAGCACACCCAUU